CAGACAGAAGCUCAUGGCGACACAGCCGAAGAAAGUGCCACAAUAAAUCACAAACCGUGUCUUUAUUAAAUAGUGCUGUGCUGGUAAGGAAAGGAGUUUGUGUUUGUGGAGAUAUAGCGAGGAGGAGCGUCGUGGGAGGGCGGCCCACCUGUGACGGAUCGUGAAGGAGGCUCCGUGUUUGUGUCACAGGCAUCCAAAGUCCAACUGGAAUAUCUCAAACUCACACACCAACUCUUCUUUCCAAGUGACUCAGGUUCAUUCCGUUCUCUCGACUGCACAGUGAAAGCACUCUCCUGCUGGUGUGCCCGCGUGCCCGCGGGAUUGUACGUGAAGAGGUGAACAUGUCUGUGUGAAAGCCUCUGUGUGCACGCACACUCUGUUGCUGGGAGUCUGUGUCACAUUAGAUGCUCGGCGGAGAUGCAUCCAGCUCGAUUGUCGGCGCUGCGGCUCUUGCUGCUGAUCUGCUCUGCAUGUGCGGCGGGUGGCUACCCCUUCAGGACACCCCUGGACCUAGAUGUGACUCCACGCAUCACUGUAUUGAGCAGCGGUCUCCAGGGCUGCAGGCGUUUCCAGUCCUCUUCUGCAGUCAGCUACAGCACCAUGUUGCUGGAGGCUGACAGCGAACGUCUCUACGUCGGGGCGCGUGGGGCCAUAUUCUCUCUUAGCGCCUCUGACAUCUCAGCCAGCUCCGCUGUGACGAUUGAGUGGGAGGCCUCUUCCGAACAAAAACAGCAGUGUCUGGCCAAAGGAAAAGACAAUAAGACGGAGUGUUUUAAUCACAUCCGCUUCCUGCAGCGGUUCAACUCAACUCAUCUGUACACGUGUGGGACGAAUGCUUUCAGGCCCCUUUGUGCUUACAUUAACAAAGAGAAAUUUGCUCUGUCAUCUGAGCCUGAAGAGGGUCGAGACAAAUGUCCCUAUGGUCCAACAACGGGCUACACUGGACUCUUUGUUGACCAGCAGAUGUACACAGCAUCUCAGUACGAGUUUAGGUGCUUUCCAGAUAUCCGCCGUAACGCUCCGUCUCCCACGCUGAAGACAGAGGACGCUCCCACACGCUGGUUGAAUGAGGCAGACUUUGUGGGAUCUGCACUCGUGAGGGAGAGUGGGGGCAGCAGCACCGGCGAUGAUGAUAAAAUCUACUUCUUCUUCACCGAGAGGAGUCAAGAGCAGACGAUGACAUAUGGUCACAGCAGGGUGACACGAGUGGCACGGGUUUGUAAGGGGGACAGAGGGGGUCGUUUAACUCUGCAGAAACGGUGGACGUCCUUCCUCAAGGCCAGGCUGAUGUGUUCACUGCCCGAAUAUGACUUUCACUUUAACAUCCUGCGCAGUGUGUUCGUCAUGCCCGGCCACACGCCACAGGACACACUCUUCUACGGCAUUUUCGGCCUGGAGUGGAAGAACGUGAAGGCGUCUGCAGUGUGUCGCUUCUCUCUGUCUGAGGUCCAAGAGGCCUUCCAAGGUCCCUACAUGGAGAACCAAGACUUAGGCUCUAAAUGGACUGAAUACACUGGAAAAGUCCCUGAACCGCGGCCUGGAACGUGUAUAACCGACGCUCUGAGAGUCAGGGGUAUAAACGUUUCCACCUCGAUACCAGAUGAUGUGUUGCAUUUUGUACGGAGGCAUCCCCUGAUGUCCAGGGAAGUCCAGCCUUCAGACAGACGCCCCCUAUUGUUCAGGAGGACUACAGACUACACGCAUGUGGCUGCACACGUGACCCAAGGGUUAGAUGGGCAAAUGUACCAUGUGUUGUACAUGGCAACAGAUGACGGAUGGUUACACAAAGCUGUGGAAGUCGACGGUCAGCUCCACAUUAUUGAGGAGCUGGAAUUGUUUGAGAAGCCACAACCUGUUAACAGCCUCCUGAUUUCUGACAAACAGAUGAGCGUAUAUGCAGGAUCUUCAUCAGGGCUGGUUCAGCUUCCCCUCUCCAGCUGCCACAGAUACACAUCCUGCUACGACUGCAUCUUUGCCAGGGAUCCGUAUUGCGGCUGGAAUGGCACCGACUGCGUGGAAAUAACAGCGCACAUCAACCGGUCGUCUUUAAUCCAGGACAUUCAGCACGGCAGCAGGGGAUGUGAAAACACACAAGAUGACAUUCCAGAUCGGAGUCGUUCAGUGCGGGUGGGUGACGACGUGCUGCUGCAGUGCGAGCUCAGCUCCAACCUGGCAACGCCGCUGUGGACUCUGGACGGCGGAGAGCUGCAGGGCUACGGCCUCCACUCUGGCUUCAGAACGGGUACUGACGGCUUGUUAAUCAUUGAGGCCCGUGAGGACCAGAGCGGACGGUACACUUGCUAUGCCGUUGAAAACAACAUCAGAGUUGGCGUUAUUGCCUACAAUGUCACCGUGCACCAGGAUCUGCCCGCUCCACGGCUUGUUGAGACAUCUGAUAAGGUUUACAGUCCAUCUGACACUUUGCCGGCAACCAAUGAGCCUCCCACCUCCAAGAGGCCGCUGCCUCCUCCCCUGGCUUCUCUGCUCCCUCAUUCAGAGCUGCUUUCCCCCAAGGACAUGGAGGCCAUAUACCUGUCCCUCAUCACCAUCCUCGGAGGUCUGUGUGUGGUCCUCACCGUGGUCCUCCUUUAUGUUGGCUUCUGCUUGCGUGUGGGCCACAGAGGGAAGUACUCCUUACGUGCCGCUGCUGCUGCAGCAUACCCAAGCAGCAAAGGCAACAAACACAGAAAACAGAAACGUAAUUCCUCCACCAUGGAGCUAAAGACUAUCUCAAGUCACUGUAAUGGAAACGGCAUCUGUAAUGGCAUUUCGAAGCAGCGUAACGGCAACAUCCAGGAUGGAGGUUUCCUGCAGAUUGUUCCUGGGGAGGGUCAGACGUCAUCCAAUAAGGAGCCGCCUCCCCCGGCCCCUCCUCUUCCAUCUACUCCCCAGCUUGCCUCUGGAGAAUGUGACUUCCCCAACGGGCUGUCAGCGACUCUGCCCAGCGUCUUGAGGAGGAUGAACGGCAACAGCUACGUGCUGCUGAGGCAGAGUGACUCUGUGAACGCUUCCCCACUCUGCUCCUCUUUUGCUGAGGAGCUCAACAAGAUCUUAGAGAAGAGAAAACAUACGCAGCUGCUGCCCAGGCCAGACGAGAGCUCCGUGUAGAGAGAUGUGCAAAGUAGCUCCCCCUGUGGUGGGAGGACUGCAGUGUUUUUACCUGGUGCUGAACUGCCUGUUUUCAGACUUAUUGUUUAUGGCAGAGUCUUCAUUUAUGACCUCAAGAAGAGAUUGUUUUUAAUUCCAUGUUUGGUCAAAGCAUAACAUCAACCCUAAUUUAUGAACGCAUACAAGUGAAAAUGAGAAAUCACAUCGAUGAAGCUGAAUCUUCGUAAUCUACCUCACUUCAGGUUUUUGUUUGAGCACAGGCUUACGGCUCAGAUUUGUGCUCCAGGAAGAGCCCCAAACUACAAAGGACUUUGGAAGCCUUUCAGACUGCAAAGACAGGAGGAGGCUCACGGGAGUGCAAGUACAUGUGUAGACUGCAGGUCUGAGGCAGCAACAUUUGGCUUGUUUCAAAGCGGAGGACAACUCGCCAAAGUUUGUUUGCACAUUAAGUGCACAGAUGGCCUUUGCAUUUUUAAAACGUGCCAUUCAGACAUGAUAAAUAUUGAUGGAAACGGUAAUACCAGUCAUACUCAUUGCAGCACAUACAACCAACACUAGGAAAUGGUGAAUUAAUCAUUAUUAACAGAGGAAGCAACCAUAAUUCAAAGUAGAGUAAUCAAUCACAUUUAAUUUCAAGUUAAUAGGUAAUGAUGUAAUGUUAAAAAAGAUGUAUUUGGUGGAAGUAUUGCCUUCACUUGCCUUUUUUGGCCGCCUGAAGGGCUGUUGAGCAAAUGCACACUGUCUGGCACACCAUACCUAGGAUGCUAGGAUCCCCCCUGCUAGGUGUGAUGCCAGGGUCCAUGGGUUGGACCAUAUACCAGCUUGUGUUCUCCUUUCCUUGCUAUCACAUCAUAGCAUAAUGGGCGUGGUCACCCUAGCACAGGGUAACAGUUUACCGACCAGCCAUGCAGGGAGGGAGGUGAGAACAGUUCCACAAGGUUAAGGGGCUGAGACCAAGGGAUCCUUAGUUUGAUUCCCUGUUGGGGAAAUCACUGAGGUCCUUUGAACAAGGUCUUUAAUACCUAAGAUCCUACAGGUAUGCAAUUAGGCACCUUGCACGGCAACUCACAGAAAUCGAUGAGCAAGUGCAUGUGUAUGAAAACGGGACUGUGAGGCAUUGCUGUAAAGCCUUUUGAGCAUCUACAGCAGAUGGAAAAGUGUUAGAGAAAUGCAGUCCAGUUUGGACCGCUGAUGUCAAUCUUGGUCAUGAGCUCAUGCCAACCCAUGAUACCUGUUGUACUGAGCCAGUUGUUUGAUCCUGAGGCAAAGAAGGAAUUGGAAUGUAGAAAAAUAACAACAGCCAGGUCCCUGAGGCCUGUAGAUGAAUGCUACAGCUUGGUGUCCUGGAAAGAGCAUAACUAAAUAAAAAAAAUAAAAAAAAUUGCAGUACAUGCACUUACAACCUUGGCAGUGUAGCCCCAACCAUAGUUGCUUGUGCAGUUUCUAGUAACAGUAGUAUAAUAUCAUAAGAUUUUUUUUUUUUUAUUAUUAUGUAUGUUAUGUUGACAUUGAUCAGAAAUUUCUUGGCUUUAGAAAGCCUGGGUAUGUACAUGUAGUGAGUGGAUAGAUAUAGGUAGGCAGGUAGAUGGUCUGGUAGGUAGGUGGUAUGGAUGAUGGAAAUUAUGAUCACGUGUGGUUGAAGUUACAUAAAGCUUGAAAUUACCUUUUUGUCAGUUUCUGUAAGUUCCAAACUCUAGGUCUGGUUACCACAUUAAAUAAAUGACCAGAAUUGUUAGUUGCUUUAUUUAAAUGCAAGGUUAAAGUGGCUAACAAAAAGUUGUUAAUAAUCACCAGUGAUUACUUAAUCUGCCACACAACAGAGGAGGGUGAUUAUAAUUCAGUUUUUGUGUGUUUUUUUUGCCAUUCACAUCUUUUUGACAUCAUGAGUAGUGACAUGUAGCACAUGCUCAAAGCCCUUUACAGUAAUGCCUUACAUUUACUUCCACAGCAGAGCCCAGUACCCAUUUUCAUCUGGGUGGAUUGAGACAAUGCAGGUUAAGUGUUUUGUCCAAGGACACAGACAGGCAGUAUGAGUGGGGUAUGAACCCAUCUCUUCAUAUUGGUAGGGCAGCACCUUAUUCACUGAGCAACCUGGUCUGCUGCAUAAGAGGAAAACUUAACAUCUUGUACAUCAUCAACCUUAUCAUUUAAAGAAAUAUAUUAUUUUAGUUCACCAAAACCAGUGUUUGCCUGACCAGAUGACCAUCUCACUAUAAAAUAUCAUCUUAAACAGUGCUGUGUCUGCAACAGACAGACGCACAGGGAUCAUAUAACUUUCACCCUCCAUGAGCGUAUUCAUCAAUAGGUAAUGAUAAUUUUAUUUAACUCUAAGGUUCAGAGUAAUGUUAAUCAUUAAUUCACCAUUUAACCAGGGAAUAACACAGUAUUAAUGUUUUUUAAUGCACUUUAAGGAACAAUUUUACUAAAAGCAGUGAUUUUUAGGACACUGUCUAGGAAUUUGACUCUACUACAAGUGAAGAACCAACAAGCCUGAUGUAAAGAACUUUCUGAUUGGACGCUGCAGCAGCAAGGACCAGAGGACCACAGCUGUUUCUGUUGGAUCUGUUUGACAGAAGCUCAUAAGAAGAAAAACAUUGACCGAGUGUGAAUCCGAAACACAGUGCACCCCCCCGCAUGUGCGCAUUAAAAGGGAUUACUCAAUCUGUGGAACAGAACGCAUCCAAGGUCUGAGUCAAGAGAACUUUCAGUCUCUCUUAAUUUUACUCACUCAAGACUGGGGGAGAGUGAGUCUGGAUAAAUUCCACACCAUGAGAGAAUCUGCUUUGCUACAACUGGAAUUCUAUUUCCUCGCUGCAGCUGCAUUUGUUCUUCACACAGCAGCUCUUUGUUUGCUGACAGCGUCCUUUCCUUUGUUUGAGGUGAACUUUUCAGAAAAGAAAGAAAGAAAAAAAAAAACUGCAGUGGAUAAUGACUUUUUUGGUCACACUUUCUGCAUGAAUUGUUUGGACACUUGUUUUUGUUCAUCUUCAGUUAAGAUCACUAAUGCCAAGGUUGCCAUAUUUGGAAAAAAUGCUUUGUGAGCCUUUUUGUAUGCAACAUUAGAACAGGAGAUGAUUUGAACAGGUAUAUUUAUUUUGUAAUUUUGUACACGGUUUUGAGAGGGUUGCUGUUAUAAAUGCCACUAUGAAGUUGUCAGCGGUGUGUGGGGGGGGGGCACUGUAUUUAUGUAGAAAUGCAGAGUAGCCAAAAGCAUGCAGGGGCACUACCAUUUCCACAGAACCUUAAUAUUUAUAGCCCACUAAUGGGCAGAUAAGCACACCAAUUUACCUGUCUUGAGCCUACUAAUUAGGGAUUAUUCACCUGUUUUUUUCACUAUAAUAGCCACAAUUGUCCGCAGAAUAGCUUUAAUCUCUUUAUGCAUGUUACGCCAAGCUUGUGUGCACACACCCAAGCAGAUUUUUACUGCACUAACAAUGAAUAACAGGGUAUCGGGUUCCUGCACAUUUCAGUCUUGUUGAGUUGGAAUACAAAUAAAACUUUGUACUUCA
This is a messenger RNA of Thalassophryne amazonica, 6617 nucleotides long. RefSeq names its product semaphorin-4G-like. The record is from RefSeq and is a predicted model, not a curated record. Gene Ontology annotation, biological process: negative chemotaxis; neural crest cell migration; axon guidance. NCBI's taxonomy places the organism in Eukaryota, Metazoa, Chordata, Actinopteri, Batrachoidiformes, Batrachoididae. Gene Ontology annotation, molecular function: chemorepellent activity; semaphorin receptor binding. The coding region runs from base 418 to 3108 and encodes 896 amino acids. The transcript has 16 exons.